UACAAAUAUACCCCUGAUACUUAUGACUGGUUUCGUGGUCCAGGGUCACAUAUAGAGUGCUGAAUCAACACAAAAUUAGUGUUAAAGAGUUAAAAAGUAGAGAUAAGUGAAACCAAAAGUUACAGCUCUGUCAGUAUUAACCAGAACUGUGAUUACGUGUCAAAUGAAUUGAUUGAUAUCACAUUGGAUAAAACUCUGUUAAUUUGUACAAUUAAAAAAGCCAGUAGAAAAAUGUAAGUAUAUUAAUAUAGUCUAGCAAAGCUCACUUCUCCGAAUCAAUUGUCGCAGUCUGUUUCUAAAGCAGGUAGAUUUUGAGUUGCCUAAAAAGCUUGAAGUACUAUAUAAGACACACCUAAUCAUUUCUGUCACAGUCACUGAGUCCCAUCACUUAAGAUUUGUUUACUAAAUUAAUACCUUUCAGGUUAAGCUGGUUCUAUAUUUGUAAUCAUAAAAGGAAAGUAACUGAAGCUGGAAGCAAAAAGAAUACACUCCCUCUUUAUGGUCAUAAGGAAGUUGGGCUGUAUUUACUAAGCGGUGCAACCUAAAAAAAUAAAGAUAUCAGCUGAUCAGCAGAGACUAGAGUGCCAGCAGACAGAGCAGACGAUAUAGACAUGUCGGCUUCAGAAGAAGAGUGUCCUGUAUGCAGGGAAAACAUUCAGAAUCCUUCUCAACCGUCUGCAUGCUGUGGAAAAGUAAUUUGCCAGCGAUGCCUCAAUCAGUCUUUUCGAUUUAGGCCUCAUUGUCCAUACUGCAGAACCUCAUUGGUGCCUCCUGGUAGAAGGAGCCAUAUGCAGCAAAUGCUGCCAGGGGGUGUUCAAACAUUCAGUUCAAGAAGACCUGUUGGCGCAAACAUACAGAAUCUCCUCGGCCAACUUCAAAAUUCAAUGCCACAACAAGCAGGCAUUGCUGCUCAAGCUGCCCCACCACUCGCCCCGCAAAAUCGGCCCGUUCCUUUGCCUCGGAACAGAGCUCCACUUGCGAAUUUAAUUGCUGCUCCACAACCUGCACCCAUUAAUGCUGCACCGAUUGGUCUUAUCCAACCCGCCCCGCCACCUGCCCCAGCUCCACUGCCGGUAAACCACGUCACGCCCCAGGAAAAUUUGCUGUCUGCCCUGGAUGAAUGGCCAUGGCAAACAGAGAUCUCUCUAAUGGAGAUGAAUCCACAACCUCAGGGUGUUACUGUGAGGACUUUCACAUGUCCGUACUGCCAGGAUAAUGGACUGGAUGAACUCGAUCUACUUGAUCACUGCAAUGAACAUCAUGCCAAUGACAGCACACGUGUGGUGUGUCCAGUGUGUGUGCAAACGCCCCACGGUGAUCCACAGUACUACAGCCGCAACUUCAUUGGCCACCUCAACCUGCGCCACUGCUACUACUUGGAUGAUAUAACUAAUCUCCACCAGAGUGAUGAGAUGAACUUUCAGUGUGCAAUUCUAGCAUCAUACAGAGAAAAUUUUUAGAUCUCAUUUUCAGAAACAUCACAACAAAGCUCUCAGUUGUUUUUCUGGACCACCAAAAUGCUUUGGAAGAAGAUUCUGAACCAUGAGGAUAUAAACAAUUGAGAAAUCAGUCCAAGAUAUACUGAAGAUGUGAUAUUGAAGGAUUUUACCAAUGUUAUGUAAAAUAUAAUAUGCGGUCAGAUUUAUUGAAAAGCAACAGAAAAUGAUUGAUUAUAUGAUUAGGAGGUAUUUUAAGAGGUAGUGUAUUUUCAUAUGCCCUCUCAUGCUUCUUAAGUAUUGAUCAUGCCUUUAAAAUUACUAGUCGUGAUUUAUCUGCCAAAAACGUUUUGCACUUUAGCUCUUCUUGCAGUUUCUUUACAGAUACAAGAUUUAUAGCAUGUGAUUUACACAUAUGUUUGUGAUAUUGUUUGUGGGUAUACUUUUUGAAAAUGUUUCAAUGAAAAAAAAACAAAAAAAACA
Molecule: messenger RNA, 1919 nt
Organism: Labeo rohita (rohu)
Lineage: Eukaryota; Metazoa; Chordata; Actinopteri; Cypriniformes; Cyprinidae
Product: E3 ubiquitin-protein ligase hrd-1
Exons: 8
Coding region: 612-1460 (282 amino acids)
Biological process (GO): ubiquitin-dependent protein catabolic process; protein polyubiquitination
Molecular function (GO): ubiquitin protein ligase activity
Source: RefSeq, a predicted model, not a curated record